CAUCAAGAGAUCCAGCUGGUAGAGACGAGUCAGUGUGAGCGAAGAGCGGAGAGCGAGCGAGGGGAUUCACACAGAGAGUCUCAGAAACUCCACGAUUAACAGCUUUAGAGGACGAAUUUCACUGUCAGCGGUGGAGGUUCAGCAGUGUGUCCAGUGCCCUUUGGUAUCAGUGGAAUCGGUGGAAGGAGAGCUCCGUCAGGGUUUAGUUCCCGUUCAGUCUGGAUCAGUCCAGCACUCAGCACCAGUAAGAGGAAGAGGGGGAGCGAAAGAAGACAAGCUGGACGGAGCGGAGUUGAGGGAGGGCGAAAGCCCAGCUUUUGUCCUCAGACAUCGAGUGUGCAGCGAACAAAGCACCAGCACAAGUACUGAGGACUCCACCUCAGACAGUCAGGACAUCAUGAGUCCAGGCACAGCCUUGGGCACCUCUGACUCUCGCAGCUCUGAAUCUUGCUCAGGAAGCAACACACGGAAUGGAACUGUUCCUGUUCGAAGAACGGCACAUAAUGGCGACAGCAAGGAGAGAAAAGAGGGUGAGGAAGAGAAGAGCCCAGACGAAGGCUUCAUGGGGAUGACGCCGCUGCUGCAAGCCCACCACGCCAUGGAGAAGAUGGAGGAGUUCGUGCACAAGAUGUGGGAGGGCCGAUGGCGUGUCAUUCCUCACGACGUGCUGCCUGAUUGGCUGAAAGAUAACGAUUUCCUCCUGCACGGGCACAGACCACCAAUGCCCUCCUUCAGAGCGUGCUUCAAGAGCAUCUUCAGAAUCCACACAGAAACGGGCAACAUCUGGACCCACCUGUUGGGAUGCCUGUUCUUUCUGUGCCUGGGAAUCUUCUACAUGUUCAGACCCAACAUGUCCUUCGUGGCACCGUUUCAGGAGAAGAUCGUGAUUGGCAUGUUCUUCCUGGGAGCCAUCCUCUGCCUGUCCUUCUCCUGGCUCUUCCACACAGUAUACUGCCAUUCAGAGGGCGUCUCCCGUGUAUUCUCAAAGUUGGAUUACUCGGGUAUAGCGUUCCUAAUCAUGGGCAGUUUUGUUCCAUGGCUCUACUACUCCUUCUACUGUUCCCCUCAGCCCUGCUUCAUCUACCUUAUAGUAGUGUGUGUUCUGGGCCUGGCAGCCAUCACAGUCUCACAGUGUGAUUUCUUUGCCACGCCACAAUACAGAGGAGUCCGGGCUGGCGUGUUUGUUGGUCUGGGGCUGAGUGGAGUAGUUCCUAGCCUGCACUUUGUGAUCACUGAGGGCUUCCUCAGGGCGACCACCAUGGGCCAGAUGGGCUGGCUCUUCCUCAUGGCUGUUCUUUACAUCACUGGAGCCUGCCUUUACGCCGCACGAAUUCCUGAGAGAUUCUUUCCUGGAAAAUGUGACAUUUGGUUUCACUCGCACCAGCUUUUCCACAUCCUGGUGGUGGCGGGGGCCUUUGUUCACUUCCACGGUGUGUCCAACCUGCAGGAGUUCCGUUACACAGCAGGAGGAGGCUGUGCAGAAGACGGCGCUCUGUGAUCCUGCUCCACAGGGCCAGCGCACAAAAACAACAAGGGGGGCGAGAGCCCCCCCGUACCACCACCACAACCAACGCCGCCGCCGCCAGUAACAACUUUGCUCCUCUCGCCUGACUCGCUCAAACACAGAGGAGGGCGACACUGAACGACAAGGUUUUCUCUGUUUCCUCUAAGGGUUCUGUGUGUCUCUUUUUUUUUUUUUUUUUUUGCUUUGAUUUUGUUGUUGUCUGUUUUUCCUCUUAUUUCCUUUUCUUCACUCUUUAUUUUCCCACAUCUAUAAAUAAAUGCAUAAUAAUGCAUCACUUGAUUCAGUGGACACAGGUUCAGGACGGAUAGAUAGAUAGAUAGAUAGAUAGAUAGAUAGAUAGAUAGAUAGAUAGAUAGAUAGGUAGCUAGUUAGAUAGUUAGAUAGGUAGGUAGCUAUUUCGAUACGGAAUCAUUGAAUUGAAACACACGUUUAAAAAACACUUUUUCUUCCUUUCUUUUUUUCUUUUUAAAGAUUUGUAAAGAGACUUUUUUGUUUGGUUUUGGUUUUGAUCACAUGCUGUUUUUGGAUUAUCUUGCAAAAAGUAGGAUGAUAAAAAUGAUAAAAGACCACAUGGGGUGUUAAGUAAAACAGUAGUUUUUUUUUAUUAUUAUUAUAAUUAUAACUUUUUCUCAAAUUGAAAGAUGCAAAUAAUAGGUUUUUAAAAAUUUUCUUCAUUUUUUUUCUUAAUGUAAAUAAGAUUUAUACAUUUGGGUUAUAUAGAUUUAUACAAAUAAUGUAAAAAUAAAAAAAAUAAAUAAAUAAAUUAUAUAAUAGUAUUGAUGAUAAAACCUUGUGCUGGCAGAAAGAGAAAAAUAAAAAAUAAAUGAGGAAAAUAAAGCAGAAAUAAGAAAACCUUGGGAGGAAACAGGGUUUGGAGAGGUUUGAGUGGUUUGAGUGACCUGAGGUGAGGGUUUCUCAAUGAUUUAUCAUGAUGAUGAUGUAGCCUGAACUACAGAUAUAUAUAUAUAUAUAUAUAUAUAUAUAUAUAUAUAUAUAUAUUGCUCCAUAUACAGUGUUUGUGGCGCCACGUGGAGGAGCAGGGCGGCAUGGACUCUCUUCUUCUUCUUCUUCUUCUUCUUUUGUGAGAGAGAUUCAGCUGCUUACCAUGCUGAUAAUGCAGUGAUGAUGAUGAUGAUGAUGAUGAUGAUGAUGAUGAUUAUAUUAAUGAUGAUGCUGAUGAGGAUGAUGAUGCUUCUUAUCUUUUGGGGAACACGUUCCUGGUUGUAGUACAGAUCUAGGGGUUCUGGAUCAGCUGCUAACGGAUGGAGUAGCCGUUGGAAUGGCGAGCCAUUGGCACUCAGAGAGAGCGUUUCUCACCAAGCCAUAGGCCUGAGUUCAGAGGCCGUAGAGAGGGUUCAGAGGAACCAAAGGCUGAAAAGGCCAAGACACAAACUCUCACUACACAGGCCUUAAAAUAUAUCCUUUCUCGCUCACUUGCAUACCUCCUAUUCUCCUUCUCCUCCUCCUUUGUUUUUUAAUUUUAUUUAAUUUUGUAUUAAAAUCUACUCCCAACAUGCAAUGGGGUUCCGUUUUUCCUGCGUUUGUUUGCGGAAAAGCUAACUGUAUAUUUUUAAUUCCUUAAAUCUAAAUCUAAGGGGUGUUUAUUCUGUUUUUCAGAUUUCAGAGUGUAUGUAUUCUCAUAACCUGAAAAACCAUGGCUUUAUGAUCUACAGUACCGAUAUACAGUACAGGCCAAAAGUUUGGACACACCUUCUCUUUUUAUUAAUGUGUUUUCUUUAUUUUCAUGACUAUUUACAUUGUAGAUUCUCACUGAAGGAAUCAUUAAUAAACUAUGAAUGAACACAUGUGGAGUUUUAUGUACUUAACAAAAAAAAAAAAAAGCUGUCCUCCACAGUCACCGGACCUGAACCCAAUCCAGAUUUGAGGUUUAGGGUGAGCUGGAGCACAGAGUGAAGAAGGCAAAGGAGCAACAAGUGCUAAUAAACACCUCUGGGAACUCCUUCCUUCUCCUUCAAGACUGUUGGAAAACUUUUCAUUUCAGGUGGCCACCUCUUUAUGAAGCUCAUUGAGAGAAUGAUGCCAAGAGUGUGCAAUCAAAGCAGAGCAAAUCAGAGCAAAGGGUGUCUCUAUUUUGAAGAAACUAGAAUAUAUAUAUAUAUAUAUAUAUAUAUAUAUAUAUAUAUAUAUAUAUAUAUAUAUAUAUAUAUAUAUAUAUAUAUAUAUAUAUAAACUCCACAUUUGUUCAUUCAUAGUUUAUUCAUGAUGCCUUCAGUGAGAAUCUACAAUGUAAAUAGUCAUGAAAAUAAAGAAAACGCCUUGAAAAAGAGAAACUUUUAGCCUGUACUGUACAUCAAUGCUUUUCGUUUGUUCGUUUUUUGUUUCUUUACCUGUUUGAUUUGUUUUGUUCAUCAUUAUUUUUUUUUGUUGUUUUAAUUCAGAUUGCUUUGUUGUUUUGAUGACUUUGAUGCUCUCGCAGUGCUUAAAACUAUUAAAAAGGACUAUUAGGGUGUUCGAGUUUUAAGAUUUUUCAGAGUUUUCUGAGUUUUCAAGUGUUCGAGUGUUUUUUCGAGUGUGGCUUUCACUGGCUGCCUCCUUCCUCUCCCUCUUCUUCAGAGCAAAGGUUUACACCACAAGAGGACUUUUGGACUUUUUGGACUGUUGGUGGAGUUUUAUAUUUCCACUGAACAGGCACUGUGCUUAGCUAUUAAAAAAAAAAAAACAACCCUAAGUUUAUUGCCAUAGCUUGGGUUUGGUUACGUGAGAAGAUGUUUUUGGAAACUGUUUGUGGGUAAUCUGGGUGAAAGGGCUGUUGGAAAGGGGUGUCUUUAUGAUAAUAAUGAUGAUAUUUUAUAAGAUCAAAGUCCCCAUUCGGACGUGGGGAGCAAUAGACUGCCAUAUCCGCUCCUCCUCAGUUUGUUGCACAUCGAAACAUCGCAAAAAAUUCAGAUUGUUGCCCCGAAAAUACAGGCAUUUUAGGCUCUGUUGGAGCUGCAAUGCACUCAAUGUUACUCUGGGAUCAGCUUCUCUUAUUCACUCUUCAGCCUCACAUCAUCGUCGUCAUCGUCUUCAUCUUCAGAGACACAUCAGAGACUUUAAAAGUGUCUUCUCUGUGAGUGACAUCGUCUCAUCCAGUCAUCUCGUUAUCUUGUCUUCAUGCUGACCACACCAGCAGAGACUGGACACGUCGACAGCUCUGGGGCCCAUUUUACCACCAAUAAUUACCAGCACCAGGCCUUGAUCCACUGCGCAACAAGUCGAAUCCAUUUUUGAGGGGGUUUAAUGCAUUUGUUUUGUUCUUAUACUUUUACGAUUAAUUUAUUAUUGGUGUGCGAGAGGUGCAUACUAUUUGUCGUUGAAGCACAUGUUAUGAGUGUCUGCAGUAGAACCUUUAUAUCUGCUGUAUUGUUCUAAUAAAAGGUUUUUGAAAUUCUCAUUUC
Messenger RNA from Astyanax mexicanus (Mexican tetra), 4923 nucleotides. It is a transcript of the gene adipor2, whose product is annotated as adiponectin receptor 2. Gene Ontology annotation, cellular component: plasma membrane. NCBI's taxonomy places the organism in Eukaryota, Metazoa, Chordata, Actinopteri, Characiformes, Acestrorhamphidae. The transcript has 8 exons. Gene Ontology annotation, biological process: adiponectin-activated signaling pathway. Gene Ontology annotation, molecular function: signaling receptor activity. The record is from RefSeq and is a predicted model, not a curated record. Bases 398 to 1498 code for a protein of 366 amino acids.